GGAAUCAAAUCUCCUUUGCACAGGAUUGUACUUUAUAAACAUAUAUAAACACACAUGACAUCAAAAGCCAUGACGUAUUCAACAAUGAAACGGUCACUGGAGAUUGAGUUAAUAUCAGCGGAAGGACUCAAGGUAGAUCGAAAACCUGUGAAGAGAAAGACAUUCUGCGUCCUCAAAAUAGACCAGGAGACUCGAGCUUGUAAACCGGAUGAACUUGGUGGGAGUUAUCCGGUUUGGAAAAAUAAGAUCGAGAUGGACAUAGCGAUGAACGGGAGUGUAAGGUUUAUCUCUAUCGAGGUGUUAUAUAAAACAAGUGGUGGAGCUGAGAAGAGUGUUGGUCUCGCUAAGAUUCCACUGACGGAUUUCAUGGGAGGUUUUGCUCCUCAAGGGCAUUUAAACUUCUUGAGUUACAGGUUGAGAGAUGAGUAUGGUGACAAAAGCGGGAUCGUCAAUGUGUCAAUAAUGGUGAAGCCUGACGGUAACAGUUUAAAAUACUCACCUCCUUCAGUGCCGGCUCCAGCGGGUUAUAAGGCGUGUUCUUCACAGGCGGCGGCGAAUGGUCAUAUGUGGAGACCGAGGACAUCUUCAUCAACGGCUGUGACGGCUGGUUAUGGAGGUCGUGUAGUAACAGGACUUCCUGUUUGGGGUGCGUUUCCACGGUCGUCUUAAGUUCUUGUUUUUACACUUUUGUCUGAACAGAUUUCUCUUAAUGUUUUUGUUUGCAAUAUAUGUAUUCCGAAAAUGGGGAUUCAGGGUGAAAAAAUGCUUGAUUAAUCAUGAAAUCUGGUACAUAAAUAAGUAUUAUGAAAUAAAAAAAUAAGGUACAUUUUACC
Messenger RNA from Raphanus sativus (radish), 833 nucleotides. RefSeq names its product BON1-associated protein 2-like. The transcript has a single exon. Gene Ontology annotation, biological process: defense response. The record is from RefSeq and is a predicted model, not a curated record. Bases 55 to 669 code for a protein of 204 amino acids. NCBI's taxonomy places the organism in Eukaryota, Viridiplantae, Streptophyta, Magnoliopsida, Brassicales, Brassicaceae.